AUGAAUAAAAUGAAUGCAUUUAUCCUUCUUCUCUUGUUACAGGCAUUUAUGAUCUCUGCCCAACAAUUAAAGUUCAAGCUUCAUACUGUUAGACUUCCCCCAGCUGUAGCAUGGUUCAAAUGCGCCGAAUCUCCACAGAUGAUCAUAGGCUAUGGAUUCUAUGCUCAGGUUACCGAUUUAACGACUUAUAUUGUACAAUCAGAAUGUGGAGAAAUCGGUCCAGGAACAGCAGUUGUCUGUAAGAGACAAUUCCCAAUUAUCAAGAGCGGAAUGUGGUGUUUAGCUAUAUUUAACCCAUUUCUCAAUGCCCAAAAGGUUAACAUCGUUGUUUCGUUUACUCAAAGUGUAUUUGUAGAAGGUACUUAUAGAGUGGACCCUAACCUAAAUAAUACCCCAGUGCCAAAUAAUCUUUCGUUUAUCGAAGCUUCUUACAACAACAAAAAGAGAAAUUUGGGGCGUAAUAAAACACUUCGCCUCGAUAACUCUCAUUAA
Funneliformis caledonium is the source of this 492-nucleotide messenger RNA. The record is from the annotation of a GenBank genome assembly. NCBI's taxonomy places the organism in Eukaryota, Fungi, Glomeromycota, Glomeromycetes, Glomerales, Glomeraceae.